GUGGUCUCUUCCUCGCUGGACAAGAUGCGGCAUCAGAGGAUUCACCACCAGAAAGCCAUUGGCCUACCCAUCUUGACGACCUUUCACAGCCCGAUCCAAGAUGAAAGUCUCUACCCUUCUCACUUUCCCGCUUCUGGGUCUCCUGGGAUCGGCCCUCGGGUCUCCUGCCCCAGCCGCUGUGUCCCCAACUACUGCCGGGAGUCUUGAGACCCGCCAGGCAGAGUCCCCUCUCGGCUUGCUCGAGUCCCUCUUGGAGUCCAUCAAGGGCCAGACCGGCAUUAUCAACUCGACAAUCUCUGGGCUCCCCGCGGAUGCCAACGUCUCGACGCUGGGCCUUGCGGCGCCCGCCAUCCACGAUGCCGUCACACAGAUCACGAGCCUCAUCAUGGCAACCGAGGAGACAGUGACGGCCAACGCGGAGGAGCAGAAGCGCGCCCUCCAAGCCCGAGACCUCGAGACUCGACAGGCCGACGCCAUCGCCAUUGUCUGGGCCAUCGGUGCCAUCCUUGUCGAGAUCAGCGCGACGUUGGACGCCAUCAUCAACUCGCCCUUCGGGAUUGGUGUAUUGCUAGGUCGCCUCAAUCCCCUCACACUUGCUUUGAGCGCCCUUGUGGCCGGGUUGGCUGUUGUUGUCAAUGGGCUUCUGUUGCUUGUGGGGACACUCUUGAACACCAUCCUCCUGGACUUGAGCAUCGCCCUGCUUGGCCUCAGCUUCUAA
Molecule: messenger RNA, 718 nt
Organism: Gaeumannomyces tritici R3-111a-1
Lineage: Eukaryota; Fungi; Ascomycota; Sordariomycetes; Magnaporthales; Magnaporthaceae
Exons: 3
Coding region: 101-718 (205 amino acids)
Source: RefSeq, a predicted model, not a curated record